CAUGGCGCUCACGUAUCAGGUGAACGCUGUGGGAAAGCUGGAUACCACGAGCAGUUUGAAUCCAAAACAAAAAGUCAGCAUGACCAGUGAGAAAGUUUCAGUCCUGUGCGGAGAGGAGGACGAAGCUCUGGAAUAUGACGACGACGAGUACGACCUGGAGGCGUUUUCUGAUGCCGACCUGAGCUGUGAGGACAGAGCUCCAGGCUUCAGUGAUUCCGUGAAUGGUGUGGUCAAACCUCGUAUUUUGUUGAUGGGCUUGAGAAGGAGUGGGAAGUCCUCCAUCCAGAAAGUGGUUUUCCAUAAAAUGUCUCCCAGUGAGACUCUGUUCCUGGAGAGUACUAAUAAGAUCUGCAGAGAGGAUGUCUCCAGCAGCUCCUUUGUCAGUUUCCAGAUCUGGGACUUUCCUGGUCAGAUUGACUUCUUUGACCCCACUUUUGACUACGAAAUGAUCUUCAGAGGCACUGGAGCAUUAAUCUUUGUCAUUGAUUCACAGGAUGACUAUGUGGAAGCUCUGAGUAGACUGCAUCUCACAGUGACCAGGGCUUACAAAGUAAACCCAGAUAUCAGCUUUGAAGUGUUCAUUCACAAAGUGGAUGGCUUGUCUGAUGACCACAAGAUCGAGAAGCAGAGGGAUAUCCACAAACGAACCAACACUGACCUCACAGAUGCAGGACUGGAGCAGAUACAUCUAAGCUUUUAUUUAACCAGCAUAUAUGACCACUCCAUAUUUGAGGCCUUCAGCAAAGUGGUCCAAAAGCUCAUUCCACAGCUGCCAACGCUGGAAAAUCUGCUAAACAUCUUUAUAUCUAACUCGGGUAUUGAAAAGGCCUUCUUGUUUGAUGUAGGCAGCAAGAUUUACAUCGCUACAGACAGCAGUCCAGUAGAUAUGCAGACGUAUGAACUGUGUUGUGAUAUGAUUGACGUGGUCAUUGACAUCUCCUGUAUUUAUGGUAUGCCAAACACUGAAGCUGGUUUACCCCAUGACAAAGACUCUAUGGCCAUCAUUCACCUGAACAACACCACAGUCAUAUACCUGAAAGAGGUCACCAAGUUUCUUGCCAUGGUCUGCUUCCUCCGCAAGGAAAGCUUUGCUAGGAAAGGACUGAUUGACUACAACUUUCACUGCUUCAAAAAAGCCAUCCAGGAGGUUUUUGAUGUUCGCGUAAAGGUUCAACAGAACCGAAAACUCCUCAACCAAAGGAGGUGGAGUAAACUGACUCUGACCAGCGGAGUGUGCAGCAGCACCCACUAACAACUGUACCUGAGCUGCACCCUGAUGGCUUUUUAAAAUUGUUUUCUUAGUGUGAAUCAUUUGCUCCAUUCAGCCCCCCAGUGUCUUUCACUUGUCUGUUUUUACUGGGCAAAAAUAACACAAGAAAACUAAACUACACAAAAAAAUUAAUAUUUAAGUACAUUUGAAGAUGUUUAUGAUGGGAACCUGAACCAAUUAGUAUGUUAAUGCCCCAUUUUUGCAGUGACCUGUGGCAUAUGUGGAAUGUUCACUUUUGGUCUGUUUUUUUUUCCGGUAAUGUGAAAAAAAUACUUUUAAAAUAAAGAAUUAUACAAGAGGCAGUAGAAUAGAAGAUCCCUUUAUUGUCAUUGUACAACAAAAUUUUGGAAACUCGAGUUCCCCGACUGUAUAGUGAAGUAUGGAAGUUGUGAUGGAAAAGCUUUUUAAACCGUACUUUCAGCCAAAGAGACCAACUCUUAAAGGUUUUUUCUUUAUCAGAUUUGACUGGUGAUUCUAUACAUGCAGUUUUUUUACAUCCAGGAAAGUGUUGAGAAAAACUGGGGAAGACACCACCACAAGGUAUGCAGAUUGGACCCAGACUGCUAUUUAGCCAUGUGGCAUAUGAUCGUCUGCUCAACUAGUGAGCUAAACUGGUGCCACAUACAUGCAGUUUUUAUGUCCCACUGACCACUGAAAUGGACAUUCUCUCCCUCCCCCAUUUAUUUUGAUAGGAACUUUACACAGACCAAAUUAAAUGUCUGAUUAUGUGUCAGAGGGGUUUUCAAGUGGUGAGACCUGUUCUGAUUUGUCAGUUAUCAUCCUUGUUUCAGUAGAAGAGUGGAGUCAGCAUCUCUUUUCUAUACAGUAUUUUCAUUAACAACUGAGUCUUCUAGCUAAAAGUUAACGUGAAAAUGUAAGUAAA
This is a messenger RNA of Pelmatolapia mariae (spotted tilapia), 2153 nucleotides long. RefSeq names its product ras-related GTP binding D (gene rragd). The coding region runs from base 2 to 1252 and encodes 416 amino acids. Gene Ontology annotation, molecular function: GTP binding; GTPase activity. The transcript is spliced from 7 exons. Gene Ontology annotation, biological process: cellular response to starvation; negative regulation of autophagy. The record is from RefSeq and is a predicted model, not a curated record. Lineage: Eukaryota; Metazoa; Chordata; Actinopteri; Cichliformes; Cichlidae. Gene Ontology annotation, cellular component: Gtr1-Gtr2 GTPase complex; nucleus; lysosome.